Molecule: messenger RNA, 2860 nt
Organism: Venturia canescens
Lineage: Eukaryota; Metazoa; Arthropoda; Insecta; Hymenoptera; Ichneumonidae
Gene: mei-9
Product: DNA repair endonuclease XPF mei-9
Exons: 14
Coding region: 238-2826 (862 amino acids)
Biological process (GO): resolution of meiotic recombination intermediates; nucleotide-excision repair involved in interstrand cross-link repair; double-strand break repair via homologous recombination
Cellular component (GO): nucleotide-excision repair factor 1 complex
Molecular function (GO): damaged DNA binding; single-stranded DNA binding; single-stranded DNA endonuclease activity
Source: RefSeq, a predicted model, not a curated record
UUGGCGUUUAUGGCCACCCUGCUCAUGAAACGAGCCGCUACAAUCUCUUGGUUUACCACGUAACUUUGGCUGAACAAGAGUUCUUUGAUGAGCAAAAUCCACCCAACAGUUUUGAGGAAACUCCAAAUUCAAAGGGUGUGAAAAAGUCAAUCGUGCUCACAUUCCUGUGGACCCUGCUAGAACAAUUCUUUCAAGUUUUAUUCUGAAACGAUCUAGAGGAGAAGCUGAGGGGUCAAAAUGUUGGAAUACGAGAAUCAAAUGUUCCUGGAGGCCCUUCAAGAGGACGGAUUGAUGAUUGUUGCAAAAGGACUUGGCCUCGAAACUGUUUUCGCAAAUAUCCUCAAAGUCUAUUUGGAUCCUGGAAAUUUGGUCCUGGUUCUUGGCACCACUGACCGGGACGAGGAAUAUUUUGUCAACCAGUUAUCAACAAUGGGUGUAACUACAAUGCCAAAAAUCAUUUCCGCCCAAAUUACGUCGAACGAACGUGAACUGACCUACUUGGACGGUGGAGUUCUAUUCAUAUCCGGACGAAUCCUAGUCGUCGAUUUGUUGAAAAAACGUGUUCCUUUGGACCUAGUCACCGGCAUACUCGUUUAUCGUGCUCAGGGCAUCCUAAAUUCUUACCAAGAGGCAUUUGCACUUCGUUUGUAUAGGCAAGCUAACAGGACUGGUUUCAUUAAAGCUUUUACAAAUUCAGCACUGGCUUUCACCGUUGGAUUUGCUCAAGUCGAGCGAGUCAUGAAAGCUUUGUUUGUUAAGAAUCUCUACCUUUGGCCACGUUAUCACUCCAUCGUCAAUAACAGUCUGUCAAAGAAUAAGCCUGAAGUUAUCGAGCUACACGUGAAACUGACGCAAAAAAUGUUGAACGUUCAAACUUGUUUGUUGGAUGUGAUGAACGUAAUUGUGAAGGAAUUGAAGAGUCUUAACAAAUACCUCGAUCUCGAUGAAUUGAACGUCGAAAAUGCUAUUUCGAAGAAAUUUCACAAGCAACUGCAGACUCAACUCGAUCCUAUUUGGCACCAACUGAGCGGUGCGACGAAACAGUUGGUUGCCGAUCUCAAGUACAUGGGCGCUUUGUUAACCCGUUUGAUAUACGAGGAUUGCGUGUCUUUUUACGUGAUGCUAAAUCAAUUGAGGAGCAUGGAUUAUGCAAUGAAAAACACUGGUUGGCUCGUUCUCGACGUAGUUGACGAUCUUUUCCGUCACGCGAAGAGCCGUAUUUACAACGUCAAAGAUGAAUUAAAACCAGAAGCCAGCCCAAAAUGGUCGGCUCUAUCGGAAAUCCUCGCUGAGAUUCGGACCGAAAUGAACAAAUCGAAAGAACUCAAGGAAAACGAAAAGAAAAUUCUCAUUCUCGUUUCCGAUGGAAACACGUGUUAUCAGCUGAAAAAUUAUUUAGUUAUGGGAGCCGGCGGAUUUUUGCUUUACGAGGCUAUGAGAAAAUUGAAACACACUUCGAUUAAAAAAUCCAGUAAUCAAAAGGAAACUGAAAGCAAGUCCGAACCAUCGCCUCCGGUGGAAGAAGAAAUUAUAGAAAAUCACGAAAGCUACGUCCUCACGUAUUCGCAAAAACCGGUUGAAAAUGUUGACGAAAAUGAUAAGAGCUUCAACGCUUUUGAAGAAUGUUCGCAAGUAGCAGGAGACGAUACAACGAUUCUCGAAACAACGGAGCCAGUGGUUCUUAUUCAUUCGCUCAAGAGAUCGGGUGACCCAAUGGCGCUUCAAAGAACACUCAGCGAAGUGGUACCAUCCUAUGUCGUAAUGUACGGCGCCGACGUUUCGGCAAUAAGACAAUUGGAGGUUUAUCAAAACAACAAUCCGUCGAUAAAUUUGAAAAUAUAUUUUUUGGUUUACGGCGGUUCGGUUGAGGAGCAAGGUUAUCUGACGUCGUUGCGACGAGAAAAAGAAGCUUUUGAAAAGCUGAUCAAAACGAAGGCGACGAUGGUGAUUCCGAGUGAUCAAGACGGCAAAUCGGAAGCUCUGACGCAUGGACCAUCCAUUGAAAGUGAAGGAAACUCUCGGAAAGGUGGAUUGGAAGGGAGUGCGGAGAAUGUGGCGAACAAAGUUAUCGUCGACAUUCGUGAAUUCAGGAGUGAAUUGCCCGCUCUUUUGCACAAACGUGGAAUCGAAAUCGAACCUGUUACCAUCAUCGUCGGCGAUUAUAUUCUAUCACCGGAGAUCUGUGUCGAACGCAAAAGUAUCUCCGAUCUUAUAAUGUCUCUGAAUUCGGGGAGAUUGUACAAUCAGGCCGUCUCGAUGACUCGAUAUUAUACCAAACCGAUGCUUCUCAUCGAAUUCGAUCAAAAUAAAUCAUUCUGCCUCCAAGGCAAUUAUUACGUUAGUAAAGACAUGAAAAGCUCCGAUAUCACGGCUAAACUGCAAUUGCUCACAAUGCACUUUCCGAAAUUGAAGCUCAUCUGGUCUCCCAGCCCCCAAGCUACUGCUCAACUCUUCGAGGAAUUGAAACAAGGCAGAGCCCAACCAGAUUCUCAAGUAGCAGCUCAAAUUGGCUUGGACGACGAUGUAGAUGACAAAAGAGUAAUGGUCGAAAAAUACAAUCCAAACAUACAAAAUCUCGUUUCCAAACUUCCGGGAGUACAUUCGAAAAACUUACGUGCUAUUUUGAACAAAGGAGUUUCACUCGAUGGGCUCGUCAAAAUGACUAAGGAUGAAUUGGCGGCGAUAAUAAGCAACAAAACCGAUGCAAACGCGUUAUAUGCGGCGCUCCAUGAGAAAAAGAAGGCAGAAGAAGCUUCGUCGUCGUCGACAAAUCGACCGGUCUCGAAAUUUCGUACACGAGGUUUAUUUACCUCGAAAAAAUCAUAGAAAAUACAAAUAUCAAUACUCCGCAGGACAAAAA